Molecule: messenger RNA, 342 nt
Organism: Macrosiphum euphorbiae (potato aphid)
Lineage: Eukaryota; Metazoa; Arthropoda; Insecta; Hemiptera; Aphididae
Source: the annotation of a GenBank genome assembly
AUGAAAAGAGCGGCUGAUGAAAUUGAGAGAAGAGAUGAAUGGUGUACGUUUGGAACGUUUGUAGCAGAUGAUAUCAGAAAACUCAAACCUUUAAAUCAAAUAUUAGCCAAACGUGAGGUAACCAAUAUGCUCUUUGAAUUACAAAUGAAAGAAAUAGAGACGAGUGGAAGACAAAGUUCAUUGCUGCCUGAAUCUCCGGCAACCUCAGUUGACACUUGUGAAAGUGACAGUCACUCUUUUACAUAUGAUGAUUCAACUGGCCUCAUGUUGAACACUGCUAAUCACCCGACCACACAUGAAUUCAAGGAGUAUUUGUCAUUCAGAACACGCAAUAAUGAGUAA